AUGGCUUCUUGGUCUAGAUUUAACAAAAUUGCUCUUCUGAGUUUGGGUGCAGUCGGUGGUAGCUAUGUAUAUUACAAUAUAAACAGUACUAGUGAAGAAAAAGUAGGCAAGAAUAGAGUGUACAAUGCUUGGACAACGAAUUAUACUCCCAGUGUCCGAUGGGACCAGAACUGGGACCUCCGGUCACCUGAAUCAUUGGUUAACAAGAACAAGUACAUGAAUGAUGAAAGUGAUGACAACAAAUACAAUGAAAAGCUGGAGAGUGUCAAAAGUAGAUCUGUCAGACAUUUGAUACUGAUCCGUCAUGGGCAAUACCACAUGGAUAAGAAAGGGGAUAAAGAGAGAAUUCUUACUCCAUUAGGUAGGUUACAAGCCGAAAUGACUGGCAAGAGGCUGGCAGCUCUGAAUAUCAAAUGGGACUUAUUGGUCCGUUCCACCAUGACCAGGGCUCAAGAAACUGCAGAAAUAAUUGCACAGCACUUGCGUAAUGAUCUCCCAGUCAGAGAUUGUCAGCUGAUCGAAGAGGGUGCUCCAAUACCACCUGAGCCACCCGUCGGACAUUGGAAACCGGAGAAAUCACAGUUCUUCCAGGAUAGUGCCAGGAUUGAAGCGGCGUUUAGAAAAUACUUCCACCGCGCCCCCCCAGAGCAGACCGAAGACUCGUACACAAUAUUGGUGUGCCAUGCUAAUGUCAUAAGAUUCUUCGUUUGCAAGGCACUCCAGUUUCCACCAGAAGGUUGGCUGCGGAUAUCACUGAACCACGGCUCUAUCACCUGGGUGUCCAUCAAUCCGAAUGGCAGCGUGAUCCUCCGAGCCCUGGGUGAUACUGGCCACAUGGACCCACAGUAUAUAACGAGCCGGAACAGUAGGAGUUGCAAGUAA
This is a messenger RNA of Arctia plantaginis, 882 nucleotides long. The record is from the annotation of a GenBank genome assembly. Lineage: Eukaryota; Metazoa; Arthropoda; Insecta; Lepidoptera; Erebidae.